AUUCCACGGUUACUUUAACAGGGAGAGAGAAAGAUUGUUGGAUUUGAAGAAAACAGCGAUGGCGAGGCGAGUCGAGACUCGGAAUGAAUCGGGAUUGACUCGGGUGGUUGAAUCGGUCUUCGCCUUUGUGAGACACGCAGAGUUUGAGAUCCUCUUCUUCCUUUUCUUCUUCAUCGCUUAUCUUCUCUUCAAAGACAUCACCUCAAGGCCUGAGUACAAUCAAAUGUUUGUAAAGAAGCCUGGUGGACCAGAAUUUUGGCCUUUUUAGAAGGAUGGAUACUUGUUCAGACAUCAAGGCCUGAGUACAAUCAAAUGUUUGUAAAGAAGCCUGGUGGACCAGAAUUUUGGCCUUUUUAGAAGGAUGGAUACUUGUUCAGGUUGGCCUUCUUUGCCCGACCUGUGAUGCUUUGGAAGAUUUCCUUUUGUAGUUGUAUCUUUAUGUAACUAGUAGGCGAAACAUGUGAAAGUAUCACAUUCCACUUAGUUGUAUAACAAAAUAAAGCAAAAAGGUUUACAGCAGUUUGUUUUUUCCUCUUGCUGUCUC
This is a messenger RNA of Lotus japonicus, 544 nucleotides long. RefSeq lists its product as uncharacterized. Bases 59 to 268 code for a protein of 69 amino acids. The transcript is spliced from 3 exons. NCBI's taxonomy places the organism in Eukaryota, Viridiplantae, Streptophyta, Magnoliopsida, Fabales, Fabaceae. The record is from RefSeq and is a predicted model, not a curated record.